This is a messenger RNA of Sphaeramia orbicularis (orbiculate cardinalfish), 5019 nucleotides long. It is a transcript of the gene pip5k1ca, whose product is annotated as phosphatidylinositol-4-phosphate 5-kinase, type I, gamma a. Gene Ontology annotation, biological process: phosphatidylinositol phosphate biosynthetic process. The transcript is spliced from 19 exons. Bases 233 to 2491 code for a protein of 752 amino acids. Gene Ontology annotation, molecular function: 1-phosphatidylinositol-4-phosphate 5-kinase activity. The record is from RefSeq and is a predicted model, not a curated record. Gene Ontology annotation, cellular component: plasma membrane. Lineage: Eukaryota; Metazoa; Chordata; Actinopteri; Kurtiformes; Apogonidae.
GCAGCCAGUGCAGUCAGUGCAGAGGAGCUGACAGGAGCGGACCGGGUUCCGCCGUCGUGAGGAAAUACCGCACAGAUGAAGGGACUGUCCCGGAGAACUGCCGUACGUCUGUCCUUCUGAUUCCCACCACAUAUCCACAGACACGUCCCCGCACACACCACCGGAUCCCUCCGUCGCUGCGGGUCUUUGGUUGGCAGGACUCGCCUGUCUGUGUUUUUCCUCCGGAGGCUGAAUGGAAGCAGCAGCCGAGGGAGCGGUCGGGCUGUCGGAGGCCAGGGACGGGAGCCCGCUAUCCGGGGCCGCAGCAUCCGAUGAUGCGGACACGGUGGUCGGAGUCAGCUACGGGAUGGACGCGGCCGACAUGGACGCCGCUGCUAAGAAAGCCUUCAUCACAGAGAUGCCCUCAUCCUCAGGCCAGCCGGGUCAGGGAAAGAAGAUUGGCCACAGAGGGGUAGACGCAUCAGGGGAAACUACUUACAAGAAGACCACAUCCUCAGCCUUGAAAGGUGCCAUCCAGCUGGGCAUCGGUUACACAGUGGGCAACCUGAGCUCGAAGCCUGAGAGAGACGUCUUAAUGCAGGACUUCUAUGUGGUAGAGAGCAUCUUUUUCCCCAGUGAAGGCAGCAACCUCACUCCAGCUCACCAUUUCCCAGACUUUCGCUUUAAAACGUACGCUCCCGUGGCCUUCCGCUACUUCAGAGAACUGUUUGGCAUCAGGCCGGAUGACUAUCUGUAUUCCCUGUGUAAUGAGCCCUUGAUCGAGCUGUCCAACCCCGGAGCCAGUGGUUCAGUCUUCUACCUGACAAAGGACGAUGAGUUCAUCAUUAAAACUGUGAUGCACAAAGAGGCUGAAUUUUUACAGAAGCUGCUGCCUGGAUAUUACAUGAACUUGAAUCAGAACCCUCGCACUUUGCUGCCCAAGUUCUUCGGCCUCUACUGCGUCCAGUCUGGAGGGAAGAACAUCCGCGUCGUGGUGAUGAACAACGUCCUCCCACGCGUCGUCCGUAUGCACCUCAAAUACGACCUGAAGGGCUCUACCUACAAGAGACGAGCAUCCAAGAAGGAGCGGGAGAAGGCCAGACCCACUUUCAAAGACCUGGAUUUUAUGCAAGACUUGCAGGACGGACUGAUGCUGGACCAGGACACAUACAACGCUCUGGUCAAGACCCUACAGAGAGACUGCCUGGUGCUGGAGAGCUUUAAGAUCAUGGACUACAGUCUGCUGCUCGGGGUUCACAACAUGGACCAGGCGGAGCGAGAGAGACAGAUGGAGGGUUCCCAGGGCGGCAGCGACGAGAAGAGGCCCGUGGCCCAGCAGAAGGCCCUUUACUCCACGGCCAUGGAGUCCAUCCAGGGAGGGGCAGCCUGCGGAGGAUCCAUCGACACCGACGACACGAUGGGUGGUAUUCCAGCUGUUAACGGGAAAGGAGAGAGACUUCUUCUCUACAUCGGAAUCAUCGACAUCCUUCAGUCUUACAGGCUAAUCAAGAAACUGGAGCACACGUGGAAGGCUCUGGUUCAUGACGGAGACACUGUGUCAGUCCACCGACCAGGCUUCUACGCCGAUAGGUUCUUCAAGUUCAUGAGCAACACGGUCUUCAAGAAGAGCUCCUCCUUGAAGUCAUCUCCAUCAAAGAAGGGUCGCGUGUCGUUGUCGGUGCCUAAGUGCGCUGGUCCUGGUGCAGCGUGGUCGGCCAGCCAGCUGCCGUCAGAGAGAGACGAGAACAUCUAUGACCUGAGAGGAGCUCGCAGCUUCCCAACGCUGGAGGAUGAAGGGCGACCAGAUCUUCUUCCUUGUACUCCUCCAUCGUUUGAAGAAGCCACCACUGCGUCCAUCGCCACCACUCUCUCUUCCACCACCUCUCUGUCCAUCCCAGAGAGAUCCCCCUCUGACACCGCUGAGCAUCCCCGCUACAGGAGGCACACCCAGUCUCUCAGCCAUGACGUAAGGACCCAGGAGGAGUUGCGUGUGCGUGAGGAGGAUCAGCAGACCAUCACAGUGGAGGUGGAGCUGAAGAGACACGACAGUGAGCCUACCAUCUCAGUUCCUCAGCCUUCACCUGAACUCAGUGAGCUUCAGGAAGUAGCCGGCGCAGAGGCUCCCCAGUCUGCUGCAGCACCUUCCAGCUCAGCCCCCGAAGCCUGCGCCGCCUCCUCCUCCUCAUCCGCCCCUGCUGCUUCCUCUCCUCCCGGGGCUGCCGAGGAAGCCCCCUCCAGUCCCAAGGUGGUGGUGGAGGCGGACAGAGCCAGCCAGGUGUCUGGCUCGGGGUGCACCAGCCAGGCUUCAGUCGAUGACGACGAUGACGUGCCAAUCACAGAUAUCUACUUUUUUCCUGAUGGGAGGACAUGGGUGGUCUCUCCUUUCCGACAUAGAAGGAGGUGUCAGCCAAGUUGGCCACCUCCAGAGGACAGGACCUGGGUGUACUCUCCGCUACACUAUGGCUCAGAGUCUAAGGCCCUGCCAGAUGGAGAUUGGGAAAGAGAGACAUAAAUCCUGUUCUCCGGCAGAGAGGAGCGAACGUCUCGAUGAAGAGGACUCGUCGGUCUGAAGUUCCAGACCUCAGCGGUAGCAGCGGGAUCUCUGUCUGAACCAGGAUUUUAACAUGCAUAUAGAAACUGAACACACUGAAGGGAAAAGGGACUUGAGUACCAGGAAGGGAUAAAAGAAGCCCGACGGUGAUGGCAUCACUGAUUUCCAACCGUCCCUGCCUUUCACCCUCGACGAAUAAAAAUAAUAAUUUAAUAAUUACGUGUAUGUGUGACAUAGUGCGUAUAAGGCUGUAGUCUUAUAUGUUUGACAUGCAUAAAAGAGCAUAGUAAGUCACUGUUCUGUUUCACUCAUCCCUCUCACAGGCUCCUUGGGUUUACCCACUCACUGAGAGUUGCAUUUUUCCUUCGUCCAAUCAGGAUCAAGAUGCUCCUCCAGACUUUAUGGGUGUAGAAUUUUAACCUGGCAUCCGCUUUUCUUUCUAAAUCCUAACAACAAAAUGGGUGAUUGCCUCUUCUAACUCUGUAGUGAAGAGUGAGUGGGUAAGCCUGUGCCAGAGGACUGUGGCCAUGUUCAUAGAAGCAAGGUUACAGCGAUAACCUUCAUGUGACCAAUCAAAACCCUCAUAUCUCCAGUAGGAUCUACUGCACUACUGUAGUUUAGUAAACGCAUAAACACACACCAUUUCCCUUAGUGAGUACAUAGAGUGAUCAGAGGCUGUUUGUUUCAUAGCAUUAUAAUUUAUAUCGGAUGUUUUUGCAACAUUUUUUCAACUGUUUUACAACUGUGAACAUUUAUUUAUUUUGUCUUUUUGUAUUUUAUUCUAAUAUUCACGGUCACUGGUAUCACUUUUUCACUCUUUUUUUAUUUGCAUCCAAAGAAUUUUUCUUAUCAUACAUGUAAAGCUUUUUCCCCUCACACUAUGUUUGUUGUGUAAAUUCAGUGUUCUAACAUACUUCGCUACAUACCUUGUGGAAAUGUUUGAGGCUUUUUUUUUUCUCUUGCCUUUAUGACAGCAAGUGUCCGUUUCAACACUAAGGCAGCAAACAUUGUCAUCGGUCACGUUGUAACCUUCACAUCCUUAGUGUCUUCCAGUGUUGCCCUACUUUGGACAGAUGCACACAGGUCGUUUUAACAGUAGAUAUCCAUGUUUACAUUUUUUUGGUGGUAAAGGAAUGUGCAUAUCAGUGACUUUUACUUUAUCUGGUCACCCUCACCUCCUCACAUUAGGAAAUACACCGACUGGAUAUUUCAGAUGUUUGUAGACGUAGAGCAUCAGUUGUAGUAUUUGCAGUCAAUAGUUGUACCUAUUACCUGUAUAUUUGAAUGAACACCGUACAUCACAGUGUUGACUUGGUGAGACACAGCAGUUUGUAAAUGGGUUGAAUGUUGUUUGCACUUGAAAAGAGGACCUGAAGAUGAUCUAGUGAUAGAGGCCAAAUAAACAUACAUCACAUUAUCCAAAAGUCAUACUUUUUUGUUGUUAGGUAGGAGUAUCUGCUCUCAGACGCUGGUCUUUAGGCGGCAUUGAUUUUAAGAUUAUCAAGUGUGUGUGCGUGUGUGUGUGUGAUGGUGAAGUCAAUCACAGUCAUUGUAGGGUUAGUGUUUACUGUAGUCUUUCUGUGGCUGACAUCUUAGGACUCUCAACUAAGACUUUAGUUAAGGUUCAACCAACAGAUACUUUGCGUUUUUCUAUCUAACUUCAGACAAAGUUUCUUGAGUUUGUCUGUAUGUUUCUAUGUAUGUUCGUUUAUAAGGGAGGACACAUCAAUGUCAGAUGUUGUAAAAUAUAAAUCAGUUCAUUCUCAUGAUGUGCAGUGGCCAGUUGUAAUCAGUUUGCUGUUGUUCAUCAGAUGGAGACCAUAGCAGCAAUAUUUUGUAAAGUCUAGCUUUUCAGUUCAUUUUAAUUGCCUUAUUGAGAAAUUUAAUAAUGUAGGCCUGUUGUUUAUAAUUUUUUCACUCGUGCUGUUGUAUUUAUUUCCUUUCUCAUAGUUGUGCUCCUGAGAAUGUGUACAUAAAAUUAUAAAUACAUAUAUAAAGAUAUACAAAUAUAUUUUCCAUUUGAAUCGGAGAAUAUUAUUUUUAUUUGGUUUUAUUUUUGCUGCUGGGCAAGAAAUGAUUGCAAUCUACAUAAUUUACUGUAUCAUAUUCCUCAGUUUGUUUCUCAAGAUGCAGCUGGUGUAUAUUUAUGGUCUACAAACCACAGCUGUUUCUUUGUAAGAUUUCCAAAACUGAAAGAUUUGUUGGUUUUACUGUACAUGCAGAUCUAUAGGGAUUCUUCCAACUGUUCAGCUGUGUUGUGUACGUGUUUUCAAAUCGCUGUGUGCCCUCAUCCAAUAGGGAGAGUCCUUUACAGAGACAUAGCAUGAUUUCAAAUGAAUAUGCAUAUCAGAAAUGUGUAUUUAUGUAUAUCUGUGUAUAUUCAUCUAUUUAUACAUGAGGAUAAAUAGAUGGCUGUAUGUGUGUGUGUGUUUGGACUCAAUCAGAAUGAAUACAAAAAUAAAGCAGUUCUAUGAAUUGUUGUCCAUGGA